Messenger RNA from Eutrema salsugineum, 1137 nucleotides. RefSeq lists its product as uncharacterized. Gene Ontology annotation, cellular component: nucleus. Bases 1 to 1137 code for a protein of 378 amino acids. The record is from RefSeq and is a predicted model, not a curated record. The transcript is spliced from 6 exons. Gene Ontology annotation, molecular function: DNA binding. Gene Ontology annotation, biological process: DNA repair; DNA recombination; DNA replication. Lineage: Eukaryota; Viridiplantae; Streptophyta; Magnoliopsida; Brassicales; Brassicaceae.
AUGUCGAUUUUUAAAAGAAAAUCAGCAUCUAAUGUUUUCGUUAGGGAUUUACGUCCUGGCUCUGAUAACUUUGUUAUCAAAGUUAAUAUCCUCAAGAUUUGGGAUGGAUUCAAAGGUAGAGGGGGGUGUUCACUUGAGAUGGUCUUGGUUGACCAAGAGGGUGAUAGGAUACAAGCAACUCUUGAAAGGUUUUUCGCUAAAUCUUUUCGUAAAGAUUUGAUCGAGGGGAGAUCGGUGAUUAUCAAUACUUUUAAGGUUGUUGAGUAUAAUUCUGAGUAUCGAACUACACGAACACCUUUCAAGAUAGUGUUCUAUGCAACUACGACUGUCUCUGUUGGUAAGUAUGUGACAUUGGCGACUAUACGCUCGGUUGCCAAUAGUAAUUCGUGGUAUUACAUAGCAUGCAAGAAGUGUGAAAAAAAGGUUCAUCCUAUACCCGAGAGAGACCAUGCUCCUUCGCCGCCGUCUUGGAAAUGCAUUAAUUGCAAUAGUAAUGUUUAUGAGUCUGAAGUUGUUGCUAGUUUCUUUCUGUUGUUGAUUGUGGACGAUGGUUUUGGAGGGACGGCAGUCUUUGUCGUGUUUGACAAAAUUGCUCAAAAAUUGUUUAAGAAGACUGUCGAGGAAGUUUUCGAAGAGUCUGUUGGGGAUAAUUCGUCUGGACUGCCUCAAUCACUGCAUGAUCUAGAAGGAAAAGAGUUCCUUUUUAAGGUUGUUGUAACUGAAGAUAAUGUCAAAAAGGUUAAGAAUUCGUUUUCGGUUGACCAGUUUAGAUAUGAUGACUACAUGAUUCAGACGUUCUGUAGUCAGGUCUAUUCUGAGCCUCCGUUUUUGGAAACCUUCGUCGAUGAAGAUAGAGGAUCACAUGUUGAGAAAACUCUGCCUGCCUGUUCUAAAAGUGAUUGUGAUGAUCCUCAUGUCAAUGUCGAUGUAAAUGCAGAAGAUUCUAUCGAGAAGAUUGUACCUGCAUCUUCUAAAAGUGACUGUGAUGCUCCUAAUGACAUUGUUAAACUAAAUACAAAUGUCACACUCGAGAAGACAGCUCCUGUGGGUUCUAAAAGAGAUCGUGAGGAUCCUGACGUCAUUCCUACUCCUGUCAAAACAUCUGGAUCUAGAAGGAAGAAGAAUUCUAUGUCAUAG